Messenger RNA from Brugia malayi, 681 nucleotides. RefSeq lists its product as uncharacterized. The transcript has 4 exons. Lineage: Eukaryota; Metazoa; Nematoda; Chromadorea; Rhabditida; Onchocercidae. The record is from RefSeq and is a predicted model, not a curated record. The coding region runs from base 1 to 681 and encodes 226 amino acids.
AUGGGUAAGCGAAAAAGAUUGGAAAAUGCGGGAGCUAGCGUUAGAACCGGCAUGAAAAGGAUCAAAUUACAAAAUGAUGGUGAUGUAUUGGAAAUGGAUUCAAGUGAAGCGUCGCGAAAUUCCAUCGGAAAGGGCAAGAAAAAAAUAACAAACUAUUAUGAUAAUAAACUGAAAAUGGGAAUGGAUCGAUAUAUUGGGAUGAGUUAUCAGAAAUUAAAGCGAAUUAUGACUACAGAUGCAAAUUGUGAUCUGCUUGUAGUAGUAGAAAAGCGCCACAUAACGAUUGGAUGGCAUCAGUUGGGAGAAGCUGCUAACGCUAUCAGAUAUAUUUUAAACUCUUCACUUGGUCAGUAUAGGAAAUCAUUAGACGGUAUCUUAUUAGCUGUGGGAAAGGUUGAUAUUGUUGACAAACCGUUUUGUAUCGCUGAUCAACCAUGUAUGCAUAUUGAUUUAAAUGUAAACUGUAUUGUAUUUCGCCCGAAACAAGGCCAUACUUAUAAUUGCGUGGUAGCAGCUGUUGAUAAGAAAUUCGUAACCGCCAAACUACAUAACACGAUAACUUUUUUUGCACGUAUAAAGAACACAGAGAAAUCUCCAGAGAUUGGUGACCAAGUGGCGAUCAAAUUUUCUCACGUCGAAAUCAAAGGUUCAUUGUGCCAAAUAAAGGGAAUGAUAACGUAA